AUGGCUAAUACUUCAUUGAAUCCCCAUGCCCCCAUCCCGUUUUACUUCGCACUAAUAAUAUUCCUCGUCCAAUCACAAGCACUCACCCUCCUCCCUUCAGACCUCAACGCUGUGCUGCAAUUGCAAAGGGAAACAGGUCUCCGCCGCCCGCCGUCGAGUAUUCCCUGCGAUUCCGCCGGAAUAUUCUGCGAGCCGCGAAUCGCGAACUUCUCCAGUGUCCUCCGCGUCACGCGCCUGGUCCUCGCGUCCCAAAACCUCAAGGGCAGACUCUCGCCCGCCAUCGGCGAGUUGUCGGAGCUCAGAGAGCUUUCCCUGCAGAACAACCAGCUCAUCGACCAAAUCCCUGCUCAAAUCGCCGACUUGCACAAGCUCGAAACCCUAAACCUAGCCAGCAAUCGCCUCACCGGCGAAAUCCCGCCGGGCUUAUCCCGGCUAAUCAACCUCCGCGCCCUCGAUCUAUCCUCAAAUCGAUUGUCCGGCAACUUGAAUUUCCUGAAACAUCUCCCCAACCUGGAGACGCUCGACCUGUCCAACAACACGUUCACUGGAAAAAUCCCAAUCUCCCUCAAAUCCUUCCGAAAUCUCAGGUCCAUCAACGUGUCCGCCAACUGUUUGUUAGAAAGCCCAAUCCCAAAACGCUAUAUUCUCGUCGAAACAAAUCAACAGAAGCACCACAAGAAGAAAAUCGUCGGCUGGGGUCUCGGUUUCAUAGCCGGCACCCUAACGGGCUGCGUCUCGGGCGUGACGUUCAGCCUGCUCUUCAAGUUUAUCGUGCUGUUAAUUAUCGGCCGUAGCUACUACACCAGCCUGAAAAUCUUCAGCCCCCUCAUAAAAAAACCCGAAGAUCUAUCCUUUCUGGAGAGAGAAGACGGACUAGCUUCGCUCGAGGUCAUAGGACGAGGAGGAUGUGGGGAGGUCUACAAAGCAGUCUUGCCAGGCUCCGAUGGCAAAGAAAUCGCCAUCAAGAAAAUAACUCAGCCUGCACGAGAUGCCGAGGAGCUCACAGAGGAGGACACCAAGCUGCUAACCAAGAAAAUGAGGCAGAUCAAAUCGGAAAUUCAGACAGUGGGCCAAAUCAGGCACCGGAAUCUUCUUCCCCUGCUGGCCCAUCUGCCCAGGCCCGAUUGCCACUACCUAGUGUACGAGUACAUGAGGAACGGGAGCCUGCAGGACUAUCUGCAACAAGUGGCUUCGGGCCGGAAGAAGCUGGACUGGCCCACACGGUACAAAAUAGCGCUUGGGAUUGCUUCGGGCCUUGAGUACCUCCACACGAGCCACACGCCCCGAAUAAUCCAUCGGGACCUCAAGCCUGCAAAUGUGCUUCUGGACGAUGAGAUGGAGGCCCGAAUUGCAGAUUUCGGGCUUGCCAAGGCAGUCCCGGAUGCCCACACUCAUAUAACGACUUCAAAUGUAGCGGGGACUGUCGGUUACAUUGCUCCCGAGUAUUACCAGACGUUCAAGUUUACUGAGAAAUGUGAUAUGUACAGCUUUGGGGUGCUUCUUGGGGCUCUGGUCAUGGGGAAAUUGCCAAGCGAUAAUUUUUUUCAGCAUACGGAUGAGAUGAGUUUGGUGAAGUGGUUGAGGAAUGUGAUGGUGUCGGAUGAUCCGAAACGGGCGAUCGACCCGAGUUUGGAGGGUAAUGGGUUUGAGGAGCAGAUGCUGCUGGUGCUUAAAGUUGCGUGCUUUUGCACGUUGGAUAAUCCGAAGGAGAGGCCGAACAGCAAGGAUGUGAGGGGUAUGUUGUCUCAGAUUAAACAUUAG
Messenger RNA from Striga asiatica, 1761 nucleotides. Lineage: Eukaryota; Viridiplantae; Streptophyta; Magnoliopsida; Lamiales; Orobanchaceae. The record is from the annotation of a GenBank genome assembly.